CGCAUACAUGGGCUACGGUAUCAUCACCGAGGCCUUCAAGCAUGGUUACAGCCUGUUUUACAAUGCCCCUGAUGAAUCUUCGGCUGGCCGACAGAUGGCCAAGUUCAUUUGGCUGUAGGUUCUAUUUCUCCAAAGUAUUCGAGUUUAUCGACACAUUCAUCAUGGUCCUCAAGAAGAACAAUCGCCAAAUCUCCUUUCUGCAUGUCUAUCACCAUUCCACCAUCUUUAUCAUCUGGUGGCUUGCCGUUCUCCUCCAGCCAACGGGGUCAUCGUACUUCUCGGCCGCCUACAACUCCCUGAUCCAUGUUGUGAUGUACGGAUACUACUUCCUCUCCGGAAUCGGCGUCAAGUCAGUCUCGCUUAUCAAACGAUACAUCACCGUGAUGCAGAUGACUCAGUUCACCCUGAUGAUGAUCCAGUCGAUUGUUAUCAUGUACCACACUUUCCCUCAAAUCGUGGAUCUGGCCAGCUGGACCAUCCGCCACACCCGGGACCAGUUCAAAGCCGAUCCUCGAGUCGACAUCAGCUUCUGGCUGGCGGCCCUGUUGUGCGUGUACAUGUGGUCGAUGCUGGGCCUGUUUGGCAACUUUUUCAUCCAAGAAGGCAAACGCCAACGAGCUCUUCGUGGUCAGGCCAAACAUCAGGCAAAGACCAAGAAGACCAAGUAAGCACUGGCGAUAGACGGCUCCUCCAAGCUCUACCAAAGCCUUUCGUCUGGGAGCUUCGCCUUGCUGAAGGCCAAGAAAAAUAUCAAUCCGCUGGCGUCUAAUGGCCAGCCGUAUGACUGCUUUCGGCUGCGGCUCGAAUCUGUUUUGUGAACGGCGGCGCUGUUGAAUACACUGGCAAUCACGGACCACCCUGAGAUCAUAUUUCUCCGAUGGCGUUCCAUCACAGCGCCGUGCCAUGCCCGCCUGUGCGGUGGAGUAUGGUGG
Molecule: messenger RNA, 932 nt
Organism: Polychytrium aggregatum
Lineage: Eukaryota; Fungi; Chytridiomycota; Chytridiomycetes; Polychytriales
Product: ELO family
Exons: 6
Coding region: 42-668 (208 amino acids)
Biological process (GO): fatty acid elongation, polyunsaturated fatty acid; sphingolipid biosynthetic process; very long-chain fatty acid biosynthetic process
Cellular component (GO): endoplasmic reticulum membrane
Molecular function (GO): fatty acid elongase activity
Source: RefSeq, a predicted model, not a curated record